Solea senegalensis (Senegalese sole) is the source of this 1061-nucleotide messenger RNA. RefSeq names its product eukaryotic translation initiation factor 3, subunit G (gene eif3g). Gene Ontology annotation, cellular component: cytoplasm; eukaryotic translation initiation factor 3 complex. The record is from RefSeq and is a predicted model, not a curated record. Bases 62 to 958 code for a protein of 298 amino acids. NCBI's taxonomy places the organism in Eukaryota, Metazoa, Chordata, Actinopteri, Pleuronectiformes, Soleidae. Gene Ontology annotation, molecular function: RNA binding; translation initiation factor activity. The transcript has 10 exons.
GUGGCGCGUCAAAAGAUACUGGUCCGCUCUUUCCGGUCCUGGAGCUAAGCUAGGCGAGAGGAUGCCGUCGAUCGAAUACGACGACUCGAAGCCCAGCUGGGCAGACCAAGUCGAGGAGGAGGGAGACGAAGGGACUCUACCUUCCCCCAAAGAAACUAUCAAAGGAAACAUCAAAACCAUCACAGAUUAUAAAAUAGACGAAGAUGAUGGAAAGAAGUACAAGAUUGUUCGGACUUUUAAGAUCGAGACGAGAAAGGCCUCCAAAGCUGUGGCUAGGAGAAAGAACUGGAAGAAAUUCGGAAACUCAGAGUUUGACGCACCAGGUCCUAAUGUGGCCACUACCACAGUCAGUGACGACGUCAACAUGACCAUCAUUUCCAGCAAAGAGGACCUGAACGCUCAAGACCAGGACGAGGAUCCCAUGAACAAACUGAAAGGGCAGAAGAUUGUGUCGUGUCGUAUUUGUAAAGGCGACCACUGGACCACUCGCUGUCCGUACAAGGACACGCUGGGCCCCAUGCAGAAAGAGCUGGCCGAACAGCUGGGGCUCUCCACCGGAGACAAGGACAAGCCUGCGGGAUCUGAACCUGAACCCGCUCAGCCUGCGCAGAGCAAGACUGGGAAGUACGUUCCCCCGAGCCUGAGGGACGGAAGCACGAGGCGGGGAGAGUCCAUGCAGCCGAACCGCAGAGGUGAGUCUGACGACAACGCCACCAUCCGCGUGACCAACCUGUCGGAGGACACCCGCGAGACGGAUCUGCAGGAGCUCUUCAGACCGUUUGGCUCCAUCUCCAGGAUCUAUCUGGCCAAGGACAAGAACACUGGACAGUCCAAGGGCUUUGCCUUCAUCAGUUUCCAUCGUCGCGAGGACGCGUCCAGAGCCAUCCAGGGAGUGUCAGGAUUUGGUUACGAUCAUCUUAUUCUCAACGUUGAAUGGGCCAAGCCGUCAAACAACUGAGGAAUCCACCAGAAGAAAUUCCAAGAUGAUGCCACAUUUAAUCGUCAGUGGUGGUAAAAUAUGGACGUUAUCUAAACAAAAUAAAGCAAAUUGUUGUCACACA